GCUGAUUUGUAGUUUGAACACGUGGCUCAUUCAAGAAAAAAAAAAACAGAAUAGGAGCGGAUUUUUUCCUCCCCUUCUUCUUCUUCGUCGCUUCUUCUUCUUCUUCUUGGUUGCAGUCGACCCAGAGGCGGGUGCCUGCCUUCGCGGUUGUGUGACAUUGUCCGUCUCUUCGGGGGAAGACACAAAGUAGUUUCUCCUCCUUUUUCCCCUUCCCUAGCCGGCCCGUCGUCGUUUGGAAGAUUAAUAAUUAAGCGUUUAUUUAUUGCGCGGUGAAAGAGGCAGCGAGAGGCGAGGGAGCGCGAAGCUACUACGAGGCUGCCAGUUUAAAUCUAUCUGUCCACUCCGUAGUCUACUAACGGGGAAUUCUUUUCCUUUUUUGUUUGUUUUGGAGCUACUCCAACGCAUUCGGAACUAUUAGGUGUUUUUUUUUUUUUUCUUUUUUCUUUUUUUUUUUUUUUUUGCAUGUGUUGUUGUGAGUUGUGAAGAUGAAUAAGCUAUACAUUGGCAACGUGAGCGCCGAGGCCAGCGAGGAGGACUUCGAAACUAUCUUUGAGACGUGGAACAUUCCCCACAGUGGUCCCUUUUUGGUCAAAACUGGCUAUGCCUUCGUGGACUGCCCCGACGAGAAGACUGCAAUGAAGGCCAUCGAUGUUCUUUCAGGGAAAGUUGAACUCCAUGGCAAACUUCUCGAUGUGGAACACUCUGUGCCAAAACGUCAAAGAAGCUGCAAGUUGCAGAUCAGGAACAUCCCGCCUGACAUGCGGUGGGAGGUUUUAGAUGGCGUGCUGGCCCAGUACGGUGCUGUAGAAUGCUGUGAACAAGUCAACACUGACACAGAGACUGCAGUUGUCAAUGUUCGAUAUGCCGCCAAGGACCAAGCCAGGCAGGCUAUCGAGAAGCUCAACGGCUCCAUGAUGGAGAACUGCGCUUUGAAGGUGUCUUACAUCCCAGACGAGAACGCUGCCCCGGAAGGUCCUCCGGCAGGAGGUCGCCGUGGCUUCAACGCCCGCGGACCGCCGCGGUCCGGCUCGCCGAGCCUCGGCGCCCGACCCAAAGUUCAGUCUGACAUCCCCUUGCGCAUGCUCGUCCCCACGCAGUUCGUCGGGGCCAUCAUCGGCAAGGAAGGCGCCACCAUCCGGAAUGUCACGAAACAGACCCACUCAAAGAUAGACAUUCAUCGGAAAGAGAACGCAGGUGCUGCAGAGAAGCCCAUCACCAUUCACUCCACAGCUGAAGGUUGUUCGAACGCCUGCAGAACUCUAAUGGAGAUCAUGCAGAAGGAAGCACUUGACACAAAAUUUACUGAGGAGAUCCCACUGAAAGUUCUAGUACAUAACACCUUUGUAGGAAGAUUAAUUGGUAAGGAAGGACGAAACCUGAAGAAAAUCGAACAGGAUACGGGGACCAAAAUCACAAUCUCGCCUCUACAGGACUUGACCAUAUAUAACCCAGAGCGCACCAUCACAGUGAAGGGCUCCAUCGAGGCCUGCUCGAGAGCAGAAGAGGAAGUGAUGAAGAAGAUCAGAGAGUCGUACGAGAGUGACAUGGCUGCCAUGAAUCUCCAGUCCAACCUGAUUCCAGGCUUGAACUUGAACGCUCUAGGUUUGUUUCCCAGUGGCACACCUGGCAUGGGUCCAUCCAUGUCCCACGUACCACCUCCGGGAGCUGGCUGCUCUGGAUUCGGAGGACAUCCGGAGUCUGAAACGGUCCACCUGUUCAUCCCCGCGCUUGCCGUGGGAGCCAUCAUCGGAAAACAGGGUCAACACAUCAAGCAGCUGUCACAUUUUGCCGGAGCUUCAAUCAAAAUUGCUCCCGCAGAAGGAAUGGAUCCCAAACAGAGGAUGGUCAUAAUUGUCGGACCACCAGAGGCUCAGUUUAAGGCGCAAUGUCGCAUCUUUGGCAAGCUGAAAGAGGAGAACUUCUUUGGACCUAAGGAGGAGGUAAAGCUGGAGGCUCACAUCAAGGUCCCCUCAUUCGCCGCUGGACGGGUCAUCGGAAAGGGUGGAAAGACGGUAAACGAGUUACAGAACCUGACAUGCGCUGAAGUGGUGGUGCCCCGGGACCAAACUCCUGAUGAGAAUGAGCAGGUCAUCGUCAAGAUCAGUGGACACUUUUUUGCAUGCCAGCUGGCCCAAAGGAAGAUUCAGGAGAUCCUGGCUCAGGUGCGAAGACAGCAACAGCCCAAGCCUGCGCCGGGAUCACAGCCCCCCCUGCCCCGCAGGAAGUAGAUUCCGGCGUGCCCCGGAGGAAACGGUGACUGAAGCUGCCCGACUCACGACGACGGUUGGCCGGACGGAUGCGGCGGAGUCCAGGGGUCGGACGACGAGGUGUUACGAACGCUCAUCUCAGGGGUUCCGGGUUCUUCGAAGCCUACCAAAACAUCCAAACCCCUCCGUGUCUCACCUGAACGUUCAAGUGGGGCAAAGAGCCCCCCCAACAAACGCCCCCUUUUUACUACUACUCCUCCUCUUCCCACUCCUCUUCUCUCAACCUCCACCAACCUCACCUCUGCAUCAGUGUAGGAAUGUAUCGGAGGGCUCCCAUCGACGUCACCUUGCCCUCACGCGUACGCACCCCUCGACCGCUCUCCUCCUCCUCACCCCAAGGGCGUGUCUUUUUUUUUUUUUUUUUUUUUUCCCUCUCUCCCCCCCUUCCCCCAUUUUUAUUGUUAAAUAACUUUUGCAACACAAAGAAGAAACGAGGAUCCCCCUCCUAUCGCCGCUUCGGUGUGAUCCUUCAAACCCGACAAAGAUGUUUUGGUUGACUUCAGAUUUGGUUGAUACUUUUCAGUGUUUAAUUGGUUGAUGAAGCUUUCUCCUGAGUUUUUCUGUAGAAAGGAAAAAAAAAGGCAUUGCUCUCACGGUCCUGGUGGGACCGCCAGAGAUUUAUUUGGGGGGAGAGUUGGCUCCAAUUGGUAGGGCCACGUUUAAGGGGAAAGAUUGUUUGAGGCCAGGACCCACGACGGGGUGGAUUAUUAACUGGGUGUCCUGCCCGUUUAAUGAAAGUGGCAUUUUAUAAAUUCGGAUGCAUUUUAUAGAUAGUCCUAAAUAAAUAGAUGAAUUCUAUAUAUAUAAAUAUAUACAUACAGACAUAAACACACACCACACAUAUGUAUAUCUAUAUAUAUAUUUAGAGGUGAGGGCAGCGCCGUGACCGACACUUUGGGGAAAUGGUGCUGAAAUGCUGCUGCCCGGGAAAACCAAUUUAAUAUGCAUUUUACUUAACUACCUCAGGAUCUAGUACCUCAGAAGAGAGAGAGAAAAAAUGAUUAUAACUAUAUAAGAAAAAAAAUGUUCCUUUUUUUUUUUUAUUUUGCUUUUGUGGUAUUUUGUAUACUUUAUAAAGCUGAUAGUCUUUGAACAUUUUUAUUUUUUUAAGAAAAUUUAAAAUUUCGGUCGGCUGCCAACUGACCCUUGCCUUCAACUCUAGUGCUUUAUGGUGGCAUUGUACAUGUGUGUGAGUGACUAAAGAUGACCCUGUACAUAAACGUCUAUUUGUACAUAACAGCCCCAGAGCCAGAGUUGGCACGCCUCAGCUGGCGGCUGACGACACGAGUAUCCAGAGAGAAAUCGCCUCAGUUUUUCCCCGGAAGGUCCAACCAUCUCUUUUGAAGAAAAUGACAAAACACCUAACGCGAAUCAAUGCCAACUGUACAUGAUUUUUACAGCAAUGCCAUUUAGUUUUGGGAUUGACUUGAUCGGGAAUGGUACUUUAAUUUGUCCAUCCAAUAUGAUUCCUUUCUGUGGUCCGGGUUUGUUAGAGCAAGGGUGGACUCUAACGCUUCUAAUGCCCCCCCUAAACCCCCGCAAAAUCCAACCCACCCACCCGCCUCCAUCUUUUACAUCCAGGCCCCGAACCGACCAUCAUAGCGAGCUCGCGUCUCCGUUUAUCGUCAAUCGCUGCAUGGUGAGGGUAGGGGGAGUCGCACUGAUGGAUGCGUUUUUCUUUCUUUAGUUGCUAUAGCGAAAUCAUAAUUUGAUCUGUGACCCACGAGUGUAACCUUGUUAUUUUAGUGACACCGACUGACUUUGGAGGGAUAAGGAAAGCGUAAAGAAAUACAAAAAAAUACCUGACUAGAAAAAUUGAUUUCAUUUUUUUGGUCUUCAUGCCGAAUGUAAAUAUGUUGAUUGUGGUAGAAGUUGAGUGUAUCCAUGCUUCCACAGUAGAACGCCGUCUACCUCAGCUAAAGGGGGCGCGGCGGGGGGGCGGUCGGCGUGCCGCUGCUGUUGCCCCUCCCCGCCCCCACUGAGCGCCAGCGCGCACUAUACCUCAGCCCACCCACCCCUUCCAGAACACACGAGCGCGCCAUGCUAGCAUCACGCUUUACUGAGUGGCACAAGUGAUACUUAAAUGACCCCCUCCACCCACGCCCCCUCUUUUCUCGGCAGUUUAUUUUGAUCUACCUCUUUAGACAAGUAUUUGAAGUAGAGGCAUUCUAUUUGUUAGAAUUUAACCCCUCUCCUCUUGCUCUCUUCCCCACAUAUGAAUGAAAACGUCAAAUAAAAAUCAUGUACUCUUUAGAAUUGAGAAAAUUUAUCAAAAGUGAUCAAAAAAAAUAUUUUCAGUAUUUAUAUGUACUCUUUUUGGCUUAAUUGAACUCCUCCGACCAUCACCAUGUCUUUCUGCUUUUUUUGGUGGUGUGGCUUCCUUGUAUUUGAACUUUAUGCUUGUUUUUUUUUUUUUGUGGAAAGAAAAGGUCAAAUCACCUGUUUUGAUUUAGCUUUCAAUAGUUGGUUGAUAUAAAAUACUACAGUUUUUUUUUUUUUUUUUUUUCUUUUAAGGGCCUGCCUUUUUCCCUCGAAUUUGUAAGACUGCAAAAAUAGAUACAAGUCCUGUCUUGUUUCCCUUUUGUCUUUCACAAAUGCUACUCAAUUGCUGAUUUGUUUUUUCUUGGUAGCUAUUUACUUCUGUUAGCAUUUCUUGGCUGUGUAACAUUCUCUAAUGGGACUGAUAUCAGGGAUCGGGGUUUCCCCCCUCCUUUUAUUUGGGAAAGUGAUCUAACUACAGCAUGAAAUUCCCUUCUCCCCCAUCUGCAAACAUGCUUGUGCCCCUUCACCUCCCCCUCACACAGUUCCACUUGUCAAAUGCCUCUGAAUA
This is a messenger RNA of Corythoichthys intestinalis (scribbled pipefish), 5097 nucleotides long. It is a transcript of the gene igf2bp3, whose product is annotated as insulin-like growth factor 2 mRNA binding protein 3. Gene Ontology annotation, biological process: regulation of gene expression; nervous system development. The record is from RefSeq and is a predicted model, not a curated record. Gene Ontology annotation, molecular function: mRNA 3'-UTR binding. Lineage: Eukaryota; Metazoa; Chordata; Actinopteri; Syngnathiformes; Syngnathidae. Bases 486 to 2228 code for a protein of 580 amino acids. Gene Ontology annotation, cellular component: nucleus; cytoplasm; cytosol. The transcript is spliced from 15 exons.